Molecule: messenger RNA, 936 nt
Organism: Recurvomyces mirabilis
Lineage: Eukaryota; Fungi; Ascomycota; Dothideomycetes; Mycosphaerellales; Teratosphaeriaceae
Exons: 1
Coding region: 1-936 (311 amino acids)
Source: RefSeq, a predicted model, not a curated record
AUGGUGGCACUCAAAGAAGUCCGCUCGGCCAACUCCGCCCUGGACGAGACAGCAAGCAAGAAAACAGCCGUCUUCAUCGGCGCGACGAAUCUCCAAGGAAUCGGCUACGCCACCCUCCAAGCCUUCGCCAAACACACCUCCGCCCCCAGAGCCAUAAUCAUAGGCCGGAACGCCUCGUCUUUCGCUCCAGGUCUCGCGCAGCUAAGACAAUUCAACCCGAGAGGUCGAUUCACUUUCCUCGACGCGGACGUCAGUCUUCUCAAAUCCAUCGGUGCCAUCUGCGAGGACAUCAAGUCCGAGCUUGGAGACCAGAAGCUAGAUCUCCUGUACCUCUCGCAAGGCUCACUACCAUUUGCCGGCCGCAAGGAGAAUUCCGAAGGACUAGAUACCACGAACGCUGUACGAUACUACGGCCGGGUGCGAUUCACCCAGAACCUCAUAUCCGUUAUGAGCUCCCACGCUCGAGUGAUCAGCAUAAUGGGCGGUACCCAAGAAGGUAAGAUGCUCGAACACGAUCUCGAGCUCUCCCGGCCUGGAAACUACAGCCUCACGCAGUCGAACAACCAGAUCGCGAGCAUGAUGACCCUCUCCUUCGACCACCUGGCCAAGGAGAACCCGGACAAAUCCUUCAUCCACGUCUUUCCCGGCCUGGUGUCAAGUGGAAUCUUGGCUCGGAGCGCGACGGGGAUCUUGAACGUGCUGUUUGCGUGGGUCGUGGAGCCCAUGUUGGGAUUGUUUGUGGCGAAGGCUGAUGGUGUUGGGGAGAGGAUGUUUUAUUAUGGGACGAGUGCUGUGUUUGCUGAGGGAAGCUGGGCGUUGGAUGAGGCGGGUGUGAGUAAGGAGGUUGAUGUGCUGAAGGAGUAUAGAGCUGGUGGGUGGGCAGGGAAGAUUUGGGAGCAUAAUUUGUCUGUUUUUGAAAGGGUGGUGUCGAAGUAG